Messenger RNA from Diorhabda sublineata, 2063 nucleotides. RefSeq names its product peptidyl-prolyl cis-trans isomerase Fkbp12 (gene Fkbp12). Lineage: Eukaryota; Metazoa; Arthropoda; Insecta; Coleoptera; Chrysomelidae. Gene Ontology annotation, molecular function: peptidyl-prolyl cis-trans isomerase activity. Bases 149 to 475 code for a protein of 108 amino acids. The record is from RefSeq and is a predicted model, not a curated record. The transcript has 3 exons.
UAGCAAGUUCCUGUUCCUCUCUUCACAUCGUUUCGAGUUACCUUUCAGAUCAGCCAUUACGCCAUUUUUAAUUGUAUUAUUAUAUUUAUAAUAUAAAGUGCAGUUGUUUAAAUAAUAAUUAUCGUUCAAAUAACGUAUAAAUUCUAACAUGGGAGUAAUCGUUGAUACAAUUACACCUGGAGAUGGUCGUACGUUCCCAAAGACAGGACAAACUGUAUCAGUACAUUACACUGGUACUUUACAAGAUGGUCAAAAAUUUGAUUCUUCCAGAGACAGGGGGUCGCCUUUUAAGUUCCACAUCGGUAGAGGCGAAGUGAUCAAAGGGUGGGACGAAGGUGUUGCCCAAUUGAGUCUGGGACAAAGGGCUAAGUUGACGUGUUCUCCUGAUUACGCUUAUGGAUCUAGGGGUCAUCCGGGUGUCAUCCCCCCGAAUGCUACACUUAUUUUUGACGUAGAACUUCUCGCGAUAGAUUAAAUCCACUUAGAAUUGCCUUAGAAAAUAUUCGGUGCAGUUGAUUCAGUUCUAUAUAUUUUUUUUAAUUUGAAUUUCGAAAAAUUAGUAAUUUUUUUUGUUGAUUCGGUCAAUUUUUGAAAACGUACGGUUUUGGAUAACCUUUUUUUUUUUCAAUAAAAUUUACGUCCCGGUAGUGUCAGAAUUGCGCGGGAGCGCGAUAAAGCUUUCGAAUAAUUUAAUUGCAUUUAUUAUUGGUGUUGUGAUGUUCUAAUAAAAAUGACUUGAUGUCACGUGUUUUCUUUUUAUUUUACCCGAAUUUCCCCAGCUUCGAACGAUGAUACUCCAUAUUUUAACUUGGGAUGGAAAUUAGAACGAAAAAACAGGUCCGGCUUAGAAGAUUUACGAUUUUAUAAAAUAGUGCGUAUUUUGAGGACAAUAUGUAUUAUUUUUAAUGGAAAUUAUAAUCUUGGGGCACUUUUUUUGAAAAUAUAAACACAGACACGAAUUUUUUUGAUGCUAUUCAUUUAAAAGUAAAAGAAAAGCAAUUGUCAAUUUUGCAAUUAAUAUUAUAGUGCAUAUUUUGAAUCACCCUGUAUGAUUGUGAUUGUGUUGAUAGUUCAUGUUUUUGGGUUCACCGUGUAUUGUUUUUAGUUGAUAAUUCCAAUAUCGAGGAACGUUUUUUAAAUAAUCAAACACAGACACCAAUUUUCUUUGGUAUUAUUCAUUUUAACGUGAAAUUAAAGCAGGUCCGGUUUAGUUACUUAAAAUAUUUACAUAAUAGUGCAUAUUCUGGGCCACCCUGUACAAUUUUUCGUAGCAAACUGUGACCAUUAAAGGUUUUUUCAAAUAUCCAAAAACAUAUUCAAUAAAAGAUUAUUAAGAAACCGUCUUAAAAGAAUAAAUGUAUAUAUUUGGGGACAUCCUGUAUCACUUUUAGUACAAAUUAAAACCCUAAACAUCAUUUUUUUUCAAAUAUUCUCACAAACUUCAUUCAAUUUUGGUUUUAUAUACAGUGUUGUCAAUUGUUUAUUAUUAUUUCAAUUUUUUAUCUAUCUCCCCUUAAAGUUAUCGUAUUUAAUUGAAUUUCAUGCAUAUUCAAUUACAAAUUAAGUGAAUUACUUCUUAUGCUGAAUACUGAUCACAUAUAUCAAGAAAAAAUCUAAAAUAUAAUCGACAUUAUCCUACUAACCUCACUUUCAAUUCAGUCAGGUAUACGAUAAUUACGCAAUUCAUUUAUUAUGCUCUGAUAAACGUAUUGUCAAUGCUAAUUCAACAUUAUUAAUGUCAAAUACAUUGUUAAUUGCAAUAAUUAUCUAUACAGAAUGUAUAGACAAACAAUAUGCGUAAAAAAAUAUUUUCAAAAGUAAUAGGUAUGAACGGACUAUAUUAAUUUGUAUACAAUUCUUUUUUCUAUAUUAGUGUAUUUGUUAAAAGAUUUUAAAGUAAUAAAUAUGGGAAUAUAACUUAUAAGAUCGAGACCAAAAGUAUCGUGAAGUUAGAUGUUGUCAUAGAUAAAUGUUUUCAAUACUUACGUGCUUUUAUAUUAUAUUUUUUAAUAUGUUCUAUAAAAAAUUAUACGAAAAAAUUAAACGUUAGUUAUUAAAAAAAA